Messenger RNA from Guillardia theta CCMP2712, 1644 nucleotides. RefSeq lists its product as hypothetical. Lineage: Eukaryota; Cryptophyceae; Pyrenomonadales; Geminigeraceae. Gene Ontology annotation, biological process: regulation of signal transduction. The coding region runs from base 1 to 1644 and encodes 547 amino acids. The record is from RefSeq and is a predicted model, not a curated record. The transcript has 9 exons. Gene Ontology annotation, cellular component: endoplasmic reticulum membrane.
AUGUACGGGCGAGUGGGGCGAAGCUCUCUCCUCAGCACCCAGUGCUUCCUGGGCCUCCUCGUCUCUCUUCCCCUCGUGCUCGCGUCGAACGUCCAUGACGUGCCGACUUUGGAGGCGUACCGCAUGUUCGAGUAUGACGACAAGGGCCAGCAGCUUGGAUCGAGGAAGAGCGCAGUGAACAUGCUGGCAGUACCAGCGUCCUCCUCCUCCGAGUUCGGCAGGAGGGUUGUGGUUGCUGACCUGCAGGAUCUCUCGGCCGUGUACGUGGAGAAGCUCUUCGUAGAGCGAUCAGCUGGAGGGCUGCUGGCCAUCUUGCCGAAGGACAUAGACAUUGAAAAUCCUGAGCAACGCAGCAAGUGGCUCGAGGUAGAGACUGCUCUUGCUAAGAUGAGGGUGAACGCUCCUGUCUACUUCGCCUUCGAGAGCAAUCAGACGCAAAACCUCAAGCGCAUGCUCGAGGCAAACCCAGGAGAGGUCCAGCUCUCCGCCACUGGGCUCGUCUCGCCGACCAAGGCGAGCAACGUGCAGGGGGCCAACUUCCAGGGAUGGCUGCCGGGUCGAGGAGGAGGAGAAGAGUCGAGCAGCUCUCGCCCGAUCAUCGCCAUCGUCGCUCACUACGACACGCUGGGGGUGGCGCCGGAGCUGGCGGUUGGCCUUGAUUCCAACGGGAGCGGGAUGAUCGCCCUGCUGCAACUCGCAAAACUCUUCUCCAAGUUGUACUCGUCAAAGAGGCAGCAGGGGAUGUACGACAUCGUCUUCGUGCUGACCGGAGCCGGCAAGUCGGAGUUCACCGGCACCAAGUACUGGCUGGAGCACACAGACUCGCGAUUGCUGGACAGGAUCGAGUUUGUGCUGUGCCUGGACUCCAUCGGGUAUGGCGACAAAGUUUACAUCCAUACCUCGAAGCAGAAGUCCAAGGACUCGGUACCUGCUGUCGCGAAGCUCUGGGACGUGCUCAAGUCGACGGCAGAGGAUAUGAACAUCCCCCUAGAGAUCGUAAGGAAGAAAGUCAACCUGUCUGACUUCUCUUGGGAGCACGAGCAGUUCUCGAGGAAGGACAUCCUUGCAGUGACCGUCUCCCGUCACUCAACGCACAGAGCCGACAUCCGCUCCUCCAUCCUGGAUAGGAAACUGGACGUGCAAGCUCUGAAGAAGAAUAUUCUUUUCGUGGGGAAUGUGAUGGCCAAGGUCGUUUACGAUCUUAAGAAGCCUCUCGACGUCUUCGAGGGCUCUCUCAGCUUGAACUCAGCCUUCCUCGAGGCCUGGGCGCAGGAGCUCGCAGGCACCCCCCGCAUGAUGCAGUACCUCGGCCCGGAUGCCAUCAAGACGAUCGAGAAGGCUGGGCAGCUACUCAAGGAGUACACGGCAGAGAUGACCCGCCAGAUGUUUUCUCUUGGGCAGGAGAAGGUCUUUUACAUCGGAACGUCAAAAGCGCAGAUCUCAGUCUACUCGGUCCGCCCUCUCUCCUUCGAUCUCCUUAUGUCGCUCCUUGUUUUCACCUACCUCGUCGCCUUGCUCGUCGGUAUUCAGGGAAGAGUCGAGGCGCAGAAGACGAUUAUGAGUCUCUUCCAGGGCAACAACAAGAGCCUCACUGAGUUCCGAUUCAUCGGAGUCCCAGAGUCGGAUCACGGAUCUGACGUCUGA